AUGGAACGGCAGGACUUUCGACCACUACCACAACCGCGACCAGGUGCGCAGUACAUCCAAGACUACCAAGCGUCGAAUGUGUUGUCGCCUCAGCCGGUGCAGCCGUCGAAACCGAUCGCGAACGGAUACCUUGGCACAGCUCUCAUUCCCGUUCCCCGUAUUCAAUCGGACUGGCCAGUCCAAUACUGGCAGGGUCAAGCGAUCAGCACCUCUGGGCUCAAGAAUCUGGGCAACACAUGUUAUAUGAACGCACCGCUGCAGUGUCUGAGUGCCACAGUGCCUUUUGCGCGGUUCUUCUUAGAGAACCGGUGGCAGAGGGCGGUCAAUACCGUCAAUCCAUUGGGAACUCGUGGACAGUUGGCGGGCGCGUUUGCCAAAAUGGUUCAGGAGAUGUGGCAGGCAAAUUUUACCUAUCUGGACCCGACUAAUUUCAGGAGGAGUGUUUGCCACUAUGCACCGUCAUUCGCAGGCGGAGACCAGCACGAUGCGCAAGAGUUCAUCAGCUUCCUGCUGGAUGGUCUUCAUGAAGAUCUCAAUCGAAUUCUGCAGAAGCCGGCAAACGAUGACCCUACACCCGAGCAUGAGGCGGAACUUGAGAGAUUGCCACAACAGAUCGCUGGGGAACAAGAAUGGCAGCGAUACCAGAGGCGAGAUGACAGUCUUGUCGUGGACUACUUUCAGGGCCAAUUCCGGAAUAAAUUGGAGUGUAUGACGUGCCACAAGACAUCCACGACGUAUAACGCAUUCAUGUAUCUCUCUUUGCCAAUUCCCACUGGACGGGGUAUGAGCAAAGUCACGCUGCAGCAGUGCAUGGAUGCCUUCGUCAAGGAAGAGAUCAUGGAGAAAGGAGAUGCUUGGAAGUGCCCCCAUUGCAUGGCGCUGCGCAAGGCCACGAAACAAUUGUCCAUCUCCCGUCUGCCGCCGGUUCUUCUGAUUCAUCUCAAGCGCUUCUCGUACAAAGGGCCCUUCGUAGACAAGCUGGAGACCUUGGUCGACUUUCCGCUCAAAGAUCUGGAUUUGACAAAUUAUAUGCCUUCGCCGUUGCCUCCUGGAGUUGACAAGGGCUUCUCACAGUCGAGUCCAAUCAAGUUGGAUGACCCGCGCUCGCAAAUUCCGCCCUACAGAUACGAGCUGUACGCUGUGACGAAUCAUUUCGGAAGUCUCACCAGUGGACAUUAUACCGCAUUCAUUGCAUCGAAAGGAUCUUGGGUAUAUUGUGAUGACAGUCGUCUGUCAAAUGCCGAAGGACGAGAAAUAGUCGCCAAACCGGCUUAUAUCCUAUUUUAUAAGCGUGUGCCUAGAUGA
Messenger RNA from Dacryopinax primogenitus, 1305 nucleotides. Its product is annotated as cysteine proteinase. Lineage: Eukaryota; Fungi; Basidiomycota; Dacrymycetes; Dacrymycetales; Dacrymycetaceae. Bases 1 to 1305 code for a protein of 434 amino acids. The record is from RefSeq and is a predicted model, not a curated record. The transcript is spliced from 4 exons. Gene Ontology annotation, biological process: protein deubiquitination. Gene Ontology annotation, molecular function: cysteine-type deubiquitinase activity.